Messenger RNA from Trichophyton rubrum CBS 118892, 2307 nucleotides. RefSeq names its product glyceraldehyde-3-phosphate dehydrogenase. Gene Ontology annotation, molecular function: NAD binding; oxidoreductase activity, acting on the aldehyde or oxo group of donors, NAD or NADP as acceptor; NADP binding. Gene Ontology annotation, biological process: glucose metabolic process. NCBI's taxonomy places the organism in Eukaryota, Fungi, Ascomycota, Eurotiomycetes, Onygenales, Arthrodermataceae. The record is from RefSeq and is a predicted model, not a curated record. The transcript has 3 exons. The coding region runs from base 681 to 1565 and encodes 294 amino acids.
CGAGAGCUGGGUAGGGCUGCCAGGGUUAAGUUUCUGUUGCGUCAGUUGCUAGCAAGAGAUUGAAAGCAAGUCGGGGCGGAGGCCGAGAGCGCGUUAUUUAUUGCCUGCCCCUCGCCCGCCUCCCUUCCACCUCUUUCUUCCUCUCUCCUUUUCCUCUACUUCUUCUCUGCUUCACUAUCACCAUCUCAGAAGUCCUCCGUCUUCUCGUCUACGAGCUCGUUUCACGUCUUAUCUAGGUAAGCCGAUGGCUUCCGUCGACCCCGAGAUGGCCGUGUUUGGUGGUUGUGGUGGGAUACUAACUGCUACCCCGCUAUACAGAAUCAUCCCGCCAUCAUGGUUGUCAAGGUACAUACAAUAGCAGAAAAACGACCCUUUUUGCACUGCAGUUCGUCAGAUUAACAGGAGCCCAGGUCGGAAUCAACGGCUUCGGUCGUAUUGGCAGAAUUGUCUUCCGCAAUGCGUGAGUUGAGCCUCGACAAGUGGGAUUCGGGGGUGGAUGCCAUGAGAGAAGGACAGUUAUAGCUGACUACGGUGCUACAGCUACGAGAACCCAGACAUCCAGGUUGUUGCUGUCAACGACCCUUUCAUUGAGACCAAAUACGCCGUAUGUUCUAUGUCUGUCUGGGGUGCAUUGAUGCAAUGACUUGGUUGUCGUGCUAACAUAGAUCGACCAGGAAUACAUGUUAAAAUAUGACUCUCAACACGGCCAAUUCAAAGAUGAUAUCAAGCACAACGAGUGUGGCCUCAUCGUUGGCGGCCAGCACAUCAAGUUCUACGCUGAGCGUGACCCAGCCAACAUCAAGUGGUCCGAGACUGGAGCUGACUACAUCGUCGAGUCCACCGGUGUCUUCACCACCACCGAGAAGGCCAGCGCUCACUUGAAGGGAGGUGCCAAGAAGGUCAUCAUCUCUGCUCCCUCUGCGGAUGCUCCCAUGUUCGUAAUGGGUGUCAAUGAGGAGAAGUACACUUCCGAUAUCCAGGUUCUCUCCAACGCUUCCUGCACCACCAAUUGCCUUGCUCCCCUCGCCAAGGUCGUCCACAAGAACUGGGGUCUCAAGGAAGGUUUGAUGACCACCGUCCACUCCUACACUGCCACCCAGAAGACCGUCGACGGUCCCUCCGGCAAGGACUGGCGUGGUGGCCGUACCGCUGCCCAGAACAUCAUCCCCAGCAGCACCGGUGCCGCCAAGGCCGUCGGAAAGGUCAUCCCAGAGCUCAACGGAAAGCUGACUGGUAUGUCCAUGCGUGUGCCCACAUCCAACGUCUCCGUUGUCGACUUGACCUGCCGCACCGAGAAGCCAGUCACCUACGACGAGAUCAAGAAGGUCAUGAAGGCCGCUUCCGAGGGCGAGCUUAAGGGUAUUCUCGGAUACACCGAGGACGCCGUUGUCUCCACUGACAUGAACGGCAAUACCAACUCCUCCAUCUUCGAUGCCGGUGCCGGUAUCGCCCUCAACGAGAACUUCAUCAAGCUCGUCUCCUGGUACGACAACGAAUGGGGCUACUCUCGCCGUGUCGUUGACCUCAUCUCCUACAUUGCCAAGGUCGACUCUGGCAGCAAAUAGCAAUUAACGGGAAGCGCGGAACAACGGAGCAUGCUCUAGUUAGGUCCACCACCAGUUUCCCAUUUCUCUCUCUUCCUGCCUAUAUCCCACUAUCAAUAUAAACCAACAAAAGUGGAUACCAUCUUACCCCAGAAAAGUAAAUAAAAAAAAGAAUGUAAUUCUCUUUGCCUGUGAUGGGCUGAAAUAUUCAUAAGAAUGGAUAAAUAUGAAAUCAAUGCCACUAUCUCAGUAUCCCCAGCUGGCAUCAUAGCAUGUCUUGAUAAAACGUACCUGUAGUGGGCUUGUCUGACUGUUUCAAGGCCGGUCUCCAAUCUCGCCUUAUCCUUGAACCUCUCAAUCUUCAACUUGAAUCCAUUUACAUCAAACUGAUCUAUAUAUCUGCUCUCAAACUGUUCUCAUGCUACCCUUAACCUACCCCUAAUCAUCGUAAGCCAUCUUUAACUGCAAAAUGCGCGCGAGCAAGGUCUAUCACGUGAACAGCUAACUAUCUAUAUCACGUGACUCCUAUUUCUUAAGGCCAGAAAGUUACGCCCUCAAAGCUUCAUCAAGUUGCUUGACUUGCUCGAUCUUCAUCCACUGGCUGCUGCGUCUUGCACUGCAUCUUCUUCUUCGUCGCAGGCUGUCUGCAUCUUAUACCCUGGAAUUGGCAACUCUGGCGGCUACAGGCCACACAUAGCUCUCGCUCUAUGUGCAUCUGGCGCCGCUGACGUCUUUGCCGUGCAUCUAUACCUUCUAUACACAC